Ornithorhynchus anatinus (platypus) is the source of this 2379-nucleotide messenger RNA. It is a transcript of the gene RECQL, whose product is annotated as RecQ like helicase. The record is from RefSeq and is a predicted model, not a curated record. Lineage: Eukaryota; Metazoa; Chordata; Mammalia; Monotremata; Ornithorhynchidae. Bases 141 to 2117 code for a protein of 658 amino acids. Gene Ontology annotation, biological process: double-strand break repair via homologous recombination. Gene Ontology annotation, molecular function: ATP binding; 3'-5' DNA helicase activity; nucleic acid binding. Gene Ontology annotation, cellular component: chromosome; cytoplasm. The transcript has 15 exons.
UGGGCGGCAGGCCCGGGCCGGAAGGAGGCGCCGAAGCGGGAAGCGCGAGGCCGGGCAGGGCCGGGCGGCGCCGCUGAGGAGAAAGGCCGCGGCGCGGGGAGGCCAAGCGGGAUUCGCGGAGCGUCCGGGCGGGCCGCGGGAUGGCGGCCCUCGCAGAGCUGACGGCCGAACUGGACGGCGCCGACGGCGAACUGCGGGCGGUGGAGACGCGGAUCCGAGAGCUGCUGGAGCGGCAGCGGGAGCUGAUCCGGAAGAAGGAGGCCCUGACCCAGGAGAUCCGCCGCGCCCUGGACGCCCCCCGGGCCGGGGCCGGCUCCGACCCGGACCGAGACGCCGACGGCGACCCGGAGGCCUGGACGAAGCAAGAUUUCCCCUGGGCCGGGAAGGUGAAGGAGGCCAUGCGGGACGUCUUCAAACUCCCCAGGUUCCGCCCUCUGCAGCUGGAGACGAUCAACGCGACCAUGGCCGGGAGAGAGAUCUUCCUCGUCAUGCCCACCGGAGGCGGGAAGAGUCUGUGCUACCAGCUGCCGGCCGUCUGUUCCCCCGGUUUCACCCUUGUGAUCUGCCCUCUGAUCUCUCUGAUGGAAGACCAGCUGAUGACUCUGGAACGACUGGGGAUCUCGGCGGCCUCGCUGAACGCCUCCAGCUCCAAGGAGGAGGUGCGCCGGAUCCACGCCGAGAUGGCGAGGGAGACGUCGGCGCUGAAGCUCCUCUACGUGACCCCCGAGAAGAUCGCCAGGAGCAAGGCGUUCCUGGCCCGGCUGGAGAAGGCCUACGAGGCGGGCACCCUGGCCCGCAUCGCCGUCGACGAGGUGCACUGCUGCAGCCAGUGGGGGCACGACUUCCGACCCGACUACAAAGCCCUGGGCGUCCUGAAGCGCCAGUUUCCCCGCGUGCCCGUCGUGGGCCUGACGGCCACGGCCACCCGCGCCGUCCUCGGGGACGCCCGGAACAUCUUGGGAGUCCACAACUGCCUCACCUUCACCGCCUCCUUCGACCGACCCAACCUCUACUACGAGGUUCGGCGGAAGCCCCCCAGCCCCGAGGAUUUCAUCGAAGAUGUGGCGAAGCUGAUCAACGGGCGAUACGCCGGGCAGUCAGGAAUUAUUUACUGUUUCUCUCAGAAAGACUCGGAGCAAGUGACGACGAGCUUGCGGCAGCGGGGAAUCGAGGCAGCUGCCUACCACGCCAACAUGGAAGCCCAGGACAAGACCAGAGUCCACAAGAAAUGGUCGGCCAACGAGAUCCAGGUGGUGGUGGCCACCGUGGCCUUCGGCAUGGGGAUCGACAAGCCCGACGUGAGAUUCGUGAUUCACCAUUCGAUGAGCAAAUCUAUGGAAAACUAUUACCAGGAGAGCGGCCGGGCGGGUCGAGACGACCAGCGAGCCGACUGCAUCUUGUAUUCCGGCUUUGGCGAUAUUUUCCGAAUCAGUUCGAUGGUGGUGAUGGAAAGCGUGGGUCAACAGAAGCUGUAUGACAUGGUUUCGUACUGCCUGGACGAGAUCAAGUGCCGCCGGGCUCUGAUCGCCCGACACUUCGACGAGGUCUGGGCCUCGACCGCCUGCAACGGCAUGUGCGACAACUGCCGACGGGAAACGCCCUGGGAGGCCGAGGACGUGAGCGGUCACUGCCGGACCCUGGUGCGGCUCCUGGAGCGGGCGGAGCGGCUGGGCGAGAAGCUGACGCCGCUCAAGCUGCUGGACGCGUGGACGGGGAAGGGGCCGGCCAGGCUCCGGCUGGACGCCGCCCCGGCCCCGCCCCCCACCCUGAAGCGGCACCGCCUGGAGAAGAUGAUCGCCCACUUCCUGCUCCGACAGUACCUCCGGGAGGACUUCAGCUUCACGGCUUUCGCUACCAUUUCCUAUCUGAAAAAAGGAUCCAGGGCUCACCUCCUGACAGACGACAGUCACGUCGUCACCAUGCAGGUCCGGAAGGCGGGGCCGCAGACCGCCGAGGGUGAAUCUCCCCAGAGGCCCGGCUCCCAAACCGGCGGCGUAAAGGGGGACGGCGACGCCGAGAAGGCCGGCCGCGCCCCCCCCCGGCCUCGCGCCCGAGACCCCGAGGCCAAGAGGAGGAAGAGGGCCGGCGGCGGGGACCGCUCCGUCGUCGUCGACUGAACCUUCCGGCGACGGCCCGGACCCAUCCGGCGCCCGGACGCGCCGCUGCUACGAUUCCCGCUUUCCCCCUCGGACAGUCGCCCGCAUCUCCUCGGCGACUCGAAGCGACCUUAGGGGAACGGAUGUAUAUUGCCCGUCGAACGCCCCGCCCCGACAGACGGACGGGCUCGUCGCGUCGGCGGCCGAGCGUGGCGACGGGUUUGGCCCCGGGGGUCUUCGGACGCCAGCGGGAAAAUCGACUUAAUAAAUGAAAUAAGCAGCA